Salmo salar (Atlantic salmon) is the source of this 2911-nucleotide messenger RNA. Its product is annotated as EH domain-containing protein 1. Lineage: Eukaryota; Metazoa; Chordata; Actinopteri; Salmoniformes; Salmonidae. Gene Ontology annotation, biological process: endocytosis; endosomal transport. Gene Ontology annotation, cellular component: cytoplasm; plasma membrane. The record is from RefSeq and is a predicted model, not a curated record. Gene Ontology annotation, molecular function: calcium ion binding; protein binding; GTP binding.
GCCGUCUUGCAUUUCCCCCAUAAAUGUACUAGCCUUCUGACGUUCCACUAGGAAUGCUUGACACCGGAUUUGUGAUUGUAGAAGCACGGAGGAGAGGGUGUCUUCAAGGGAGUUUCUUGGUCUGCUGCUAGUAAGCCUUGUAGUUUAAAUUCGAGGAUUAGUUAGCUAAACAAGGGGAGAAGGCUAACAAAUUUACUCAUUCAAACGUAUUGCCGCAUUCGGGACAGCCACAGAGUCGUUAGCCAACGAUAUCAUCAACUUUACUACAUUGAACAUUGAGACGACAAGUACAUCUACAAUAGUUCUGAAUUCGGGCACCAUGUUCAAAAGGAAUGGCAAGAAGGACCCAGAACUAAUCCAGAAUGUGUCGGAGGGGCUGAAAAAGCUGUACAAGACCAAACUCUUUCCCUUGGAAGAUACCUACCACUUCCACGAUUUCCAUUCACCGGCUUUGGAAGAUGCCGACUUUGACAACAAGCCUAUGGUACUAUUGGUUGGCCAAUACUCCACGGGUAAAACCACAUUUAUCCGGCAUCUUAUGGAGCAAGAUUUUCCCGGCAUGCGGAUAGGGCCCGAACCGACCACCGACUCCUUCAUAGCGGUCAUGCAUGGAGAGCAGGACGGGCUGAUACCAGGCAACGCUCUAGUAGUUGACCCCAAGAAACCCUUCAGAAAACUCAACGCUUUUGGCAACGCCUUUCUUAACAGGUUUGUGUGUGCUCAGAUGCCCAACGCUGUAUUGGAGAGCAUCAGCAUUAUUGAUACCCCAGGAAUCCUGUCUGGAGAAAAGCAGAGGAUCAGCAGAGGCUAUGACUUUGCUGCAGUGCUGGAGUGGUUUGCAGAGCGUGUUGACCGCAUCAUUCUGCUCUUCGACGCCCACAAGCUAGACAUCUCGGAUGAGUUCUCUGAGGUGAUACGCUCCCUGAAGAACCAUGAGGACAAGAUGCGGGUGGUUCUGAACAAGGCUGAUCAGAUUGGCACACAGCAGCUGAUGAGGGUCUAUGGCGCCCUCAUGUGGUCGCUUGGUAAAAUUGUCGGUACGCCAGAGGUGAUCCGGGUGUACAUUGGUUCUUUUUGGGCUCAGCCGCUCCUGGUCGCAGACAACCGGAAGCUUUUUGAGGCAGAGGAACAGGACCUUUUCAAGGACAUCCAGGGGCUGCCUCGGAAUGCUGCUCUGAGGAAGCUCAAUGACCUCAUCAAGCGGGCUCGCCUCGCCAAGGUCCACGCCUACAUUAUCAGCUCUCUAAAGAAGGAGAUGCCCAACAUGUUUGGGAAGGAGAAUAAGAAGAAGGAGCUGAUUGCUAAUCUGGGGGAGAUCUACACGAGGAUUGAGAAAGAGCACCAGAUCUCACCCGGAGACUUCCCCAAACUAGCUAAGAUGCAGGAGAUCUUGGCUAACCAGGACUUCAGUAAGUUCCAGGCGGUGAAGCCCAAGCUGCUGGAGGCUGUUGAGGACAUGCUAGCCAACGACAUAGCCAAACUCAUGACCCUCGUCCGCCAGGAGGAGGCAGCCAUGCCCAGCCAGUCAGUCCAGGGUGGCGCCUUUGAGGGCACCAUGAACGGGCCUUUCGGCCAUGGCUACGGCGAGGGUGCAGGCGAGGGCAUUGAUGAGCUGGAGUGGGUGGUGGCACGAGACAAACCCACCUACGACGAGAUCUUCUACACCCUGUCUCCUGUCAACGGCAAAGUGUCAGGCGCCUUGGCCAAGAAGGAGAUGGUGAAGUCCAAGCUGCCCAACACAGUGCUGGGAAAGAUCUGGAAGCUGGCUGAUGUAGACAAGGAUGGAUACCUGGACGAUGAAGAGUUUGCCCUUGCCAAUCACUUGAUCAAGGUGAAGCUUGAGGGGCAUGAGCUUCCCACUGAUCUGCCAGAACACCUUAUCCCUCCCUCCAAAAGGGGACUGUAGAAUUGGACAUCUUUCAUAUAUAUAGAUAUAUAUCUAUCUCUAAGCCCUUAUCUAUUUAUUCAGGCACAUCCCUGUGUGUGUGUGGGAGGGAUGUGCCUGAAUAAAUUAGAUGGGGGGCUUAGAGGUUUUUUGGAGUGAGUGGGAUGAGUUAAAAGGGAAAGGUGUAUUUUUGGCCAAAGUAAAUGACAGUUGGUGAGUGUUUUGAGAAGAAUCAUUCUGGUUAGGGUGUAGUCUUACGUCAAAUGGCGCAACAGUCAUCUGCAUAACUGCAUGUCGUAUUAGAACGAUUCCAUCUGAUGUGAGACAAUGAAGGAGGAGGUCUGGGUAGGGCUAUGAGAAUGGUGUUGAGGUGAAAUGAAUGUUAGACUCACUAUAUGAUAAUUAGCAUAGUCCAUUCAAAGAUAAAAAUAUAUGAUAAUUAGCAUAGUCCAUUCAAAGAUAAAAAUAUGAAUUUCUCUAACUUCACCUUAAUCCCUUAUCUUCCUUAGUACUUAUUUGUCUUACCAUUACCUUUAUCAAAAGGCCUUUGUUGUAGUUAUCAUGUAUCAAGUUCAAUCUCCACUUUGGGACCUGCUGAAUUUAUUGCGCUUCAAUUAAUUGUAUGGCCAUUACUUUUCAUUUUUUUCCUCAUGUCACUCAACAAAUCAAACGAUUACAAAGAAAUAAGGGUAACUCAUAAACAUUCUAUUUAAACCUAGUCUUCCAUUAAGUUUGAUUUGUCAGUUUAAUCAAUUGUUUAUUCUACUUACAGAUUUAUAAUCAUAUGAUAUAAUUUAUAAUCAAAACCAUUUGUAUCUUUAGCUUUUCCUAACGCCAUUAUAAAGCAAAGUAUUCUUUGUCUGAAAACAAGUUUUUGAAGGGGGAAUAUAGAUGCAUUCAUACUGUCACGGAUUUAACACUGACAAACUAGUGUCUUGGACGACCUUGACUAGCUACUACCUGGUGUCAUUUUGAACAUCUGUCUGAAAACUUUCCAGUAAACCAUAUAUUAUGUAAAAAAAAAAA